Messenger RNA from Bolinopsis microptera, 3199 nucleotides. Its product is annotated as serine/threonine-protein phosphatase 4 regulatory subunit 4-like. The transcript has 22 exons. NCBI's taxonomy places the organism in Eukaryota, Metazoa, Ctenophora, Tentaculata, Lobata, Bolinopsidae. The coding region runs from base 77 to 2476 and encodes 799 amino acids. The record is from RefSeq and is a predicted model, not a curated record. Gene Ontology annotation, cellular component: protein serine/threonine phosphatase complex; cytosol. Gene Ontology annotation, molecular function: protein phosphatase regulator activity.
AGAUAUAAUAAACUGAAUGACAGGAUGAUCUUAGAAAUGGAAUUUUCAUGAUGAUGUUUACAUCAUAGGCAGUUCUAUGUUCCAAUCAUUGAACUGGCUGGACGAUGAGGAUGUGCAAUUCGAAAAGACAUGUACAAAAGGACUAUUGACCACAGAAGAGAUAGAAGAUCUCAGAUUCAGUGAAUCACUUUCACAACUUGAAAGAGCAACAAUUAUUCUCAGCGAUGGCCAACAGUCACAGAAGAUUAGUCUUGCAAACAGCUUACCAUCUCUCAUGGUUUCUGAGCCGUCCACUUUUUCAGAGAUUCUACCUCAAUUUGUGGAUAUGACAAAUUCGGCACCAACAGAGCUGUUGACCAUCUGUGGCCAGUGUGUUACAAAGCUCAUACUAAGUGGAAGACUGACAUCACACCAAAUAUCUUCCUGUAUAGUUCCACUGUUAUGGAAUCAUAUAAAUUGUAAAGAAGUGACUGCUCACAAAUCAUGGAUAAAUGCUCUCGUGACUUUUAUUCUGAAAGUUCCUAAAGAGACUCUUCUUCAGAGUGAUGUUAUAAAACUUGCCCUUGAAAAAGGUAAUUUAGCACAAAAGACGUCCUCGCGUAUCGCUUGUGCUGAAAUUAUAACGACUCUUUGCAAAAGGCUAUCUCAGGUAGAAGCGGAAAUAUUUCCAGCCAUCCGAAUGCUCUGCCAGGAUAUCGACUAUGAUGUACGCAGUGCCAUGUGUAGCAGCCUCGUCGACAUUUCUCAGUCAAUCGGUGAACUAGGUACAGUAAAGUUACUGAUACCUGAGAUUAACGAACUCCUUCAAGACGAGGAAGUCCAAGUAAGGAACACCGCCAUCACAGUCCUCAUCGACAUCUGUCCUCAUCUCUCCAAAGAUAUCAUCAGUCAGAUGCUAUCUCCGACCAUAUGGCCUUAUCUAGACAUUGUUAUCUGCGAGAAGCCCUCUUUCACUCUUGUAACUGUUGCAAAAAUCUUUGGGAGAUUGGGAGUUCAUCUAGCCGAUGUGAUGGACGAACAACGAAAGGAAUGGUAUGUGAGGUACUUUUUAAAGCUAUGUAAACCAUGCCACAUCCUCAAUGGAACAGUCGAGAACGGUGUAGCCGAGUCUGCAGUCGUCGAUAUAAGCCUGGACAGCAUCGAGAAGAAAGAAUCGGACGUUAGAGAGAGCAUUGCUUUUCUCUGCGCUUACAACUUUCCAGCGAUCUGCCUAAAUGUGGGGAGUCGGCUGGUGCUGGAGACAGGAUUGCUGGAUACCAUCGCCUCCCUCGCCUCACACCACCAUUAUUCUGUUAGACGUGUACUGGCUGCUGGGAUACAUGAGAUAUCAAAGAUACUGGGUAACGACAGCCGGCUCCUACUCCCAACAUACCAAACCCUCUUAGAAGAUUCCAAUACAGAAGUUCUCAUAGCUUUAAUACCUAAUCUGGCUUCAGCUCUCAGAUCUUUUGUUUCCCCUCCCCUAAAGGGACAGUCACCCACGAUAGGAUUACCGGACCUGAUCCCUGCACUCCAGACCCAGGAAGACCAAAUCAGCAAAACGCGGGAAUGGCGCGCAUACACCUCCCUAAUUGAGGCCUGGUCAGAGUUCACUACUAUUCUUACUCCUGAGCAGAUUCACCAGAAGUUCGCUCCUCGGCUAGUCAAACUUAUUUCUACUAACGCGAUGCUGCCAGUCAAAAGGGCGGUGCUCAAGACCCUAGUUAAGUUUCUACACACGUGCAAGUACGCGCAGCAGCGGCACGAGCUCGCCGUGCAGAUCGUCAAAGGUUUAUCACGUGGUAAGAAGUUCAACCAGCGUCUCAUGUUUGUUGAGCUCUGCUACCUAGUACUGGACAAGUUUUCUAAGAAAUUCUUCAAGGAGUACUGUUUCACCCCUGCUCUUCUCCUCAUAAACGACCCAACACCAAUAGUACGGAUUAAAAGCAGCACCCUGUUACCCCACCUAAAGUCACAGCUAAAGAUGCCGUCAGAUCGACCCUUGUUGCAGCAGUUGGAGGCCAGUUCCAGGCGGAGUUUGAUGAGUGAACGGAAUAAGGAUGUUUUAUCGCACAUUCAGAGGGCAGUUAUUGAGUUGGAUCAAGGCGACGUAAAGCUAGAUUCGGAGCCAGACCCAGAUGAUCGGAAACGAGAUGAAGAACAGAACAUGUUUAUCGUCAGAGAAGAAAGACAUGAUCAUCAUGUGAAAGGAAGAACAAGUUUGCCCGAGAUCGGAUCACUUGAUAUCAAUAGGAAACCCAGGAAGAGCUCGCUCACUUCCCUCUCAGAUACAAGUGAUAACCACAGCGGCCCGACUGGUCGAGCACGGAGGAAGAUGUCUCAUGCAGUCAUGUCACUUUCCUCCCGACGAACUUCUAAUACUGGCUCACAAUCAGCCACUACUCGUCGAGCCUCCAUGCCCGGACCUCAACUGGUGGAUGUGGCUAACAAAGCAAGGAAAAGCAGCUCAGUGAAGUUAAAAUCGGUGCACAAAUGAGCUGGGAAUACCUUCACAAAACUUCCUGUUAGACCCACGAAGUUUUGUGAAUAGAAUCCUCACGUGGAAAUUUAAAGACUGUCGACUGUAAGGAAUAACUGUAAGGAGUAACUGUAAGGAGUAACAUGGGCACGUUCAACAUACAGAACUACAGGAUACCAAACAAAUCUAAAGGACUACAGGAUACCAACCUUACACUUUCCCAGAGCUUUGAUGUGCUUCAUACAAUAGUGAAACGGACUGUGGAAACGAACGAAAAUAGCAGAUUUCUUACGAUGCUUUUAUCAUCAUGUCAAAUUCGGCUUGGCUACUCUGUUUUAUGUAGAUAUGAUAUCAGGUUAAGCUAUCGUAAUACUUAUUCGAUACGUUAUCUGUUAUCGACGUUAAUAAACAUGAAAAUUUAAAGCUGUACCGAGUUGAAACAGUUAACAACAGUAACAAUAGCACAACAGAUGAUUUAGAAUAUGCGAAUGUAGUUGAUAAUGAUUGUAUAAUUGAAUUAUGGCUUUUAGUUAGCAAUAGUUGCAAUUAUUGUAAUUUCCAAUUCAAUUGUUGCUGAUUUAAUUUCACUUAAUUGUACUUUUUCUUAUGAAAAUACACCUUAAUAUCAAUAUGAUGUAUGCAGACGAUUAAGUAAUAGGAAUUUAGCUCUCGAUCCGAUUGCACUGUCCAUUUUGAACUUAAAUGGUUGAAUUAAUUUAUGUUUUAACAUUCGAUCUCCAA